AUGGGAGAUGUUGCUCUUUCGGAAUCUGACAUGAAGGCAAUGCAAGCGCAAAAAGACUACGGUGAGAGCAGUUCCUCCUCCUCGGACUGGACGGAUGAUGAAGAUUCCGAUGAAUUCGACGUACACUCGGAGGUCGAGGCCUCCCAGUAUGAUCUUGCGGAAAGCAUGAAUUGGGAUUUGAGUAACUCAACGAGGUAUGCAGAUCCCGUUUUGCGGUGUCUUAUGGUAGCUGGACUGUACACACUUUCCUCUUAACAAGUUUUUUCCUCUGCUGUCUAUGCGCAAUUUAUCUCUGAUACGCCGUCGAGGGACCGAAGUGUUUUUUAUUGGAGCCCAGCAAAGAAGUCUGUCACAUUUUCUGCUUGAAAUGCCUAACCCGUUAACUCCACAAGCAGAAAAUGACAUAAUUGCAUUAAUUUGAUAAAAUAGUAGGAUACGAAUAAAUGGAUGCACUUGUUUUAAAUUCGGCAAAGAAUUUUCUGUGGGAGAAAUAUUUUACAUAAUGUUCACCAAGGUAAAAGACUACACACACCUAAUGUCAAUACUGCUUUAAGUUUCAGCGCAGUACACCUCUUAGGUAAAUACUAGGAAGUGGGCAGUUUUCAUCCAGACCGCGCAAUGCAAAUUGAACAAUGUAGAAUCAACAUAUUUGAGGUCCGAAUGGUGUCCUUAGAUGACCACUAAUAAUGUCCUCCAUCAAACGAUUUGUCCUAGUCCAUGUUGUAUAAGUUCAUGCGCAUAACGGCUAGGCAGAUAAAACCUACUCAUAAAGCACUGUCCCAGCAUGUGCUAGUUGGCCGACCGUGGCGUAAUGUGACCGAAACAUAACAUUGCACAAAAACUGUGAAAGUCAUAUUUCCCCUAGUAAUUUAUGUGCGGGAUUGGCCAUCAGAAAACAUGGACACAUUGGUGGAUUGUUGGUGACUUGCAUGAGGGAUGCAUACCGAUUAGCUAGCAAAGCGCACUCAGUACUCCUGUCUGCUGCUUUAAAAUCUCCUAUUUUGUGUAGUCUAAGCAGGGUAGGCCAAUUAUAGAAUAGUAUAAUUAUAGUAUCCGUAUUCCUCUCUCCUUAAUUCUCCCUUUUAACUGUUUUCAAAGACGAGGACACAACGGGACACAUCGGACAUCGGCAAAACGUCAAGGAAGAACUGGGAUUAAACAUGGGUUGUGGGUGCCACCGUGGAAAAAAUCAGGUGGAAAUUAUAGCACAGGCGCGGGAGAGUGGAAAAAUCGCAGCCGACGGGCUGUGAUGUCUACAAGGCAUAACAUUUGGCCAUCUGGAAUCGUUCCUUUUAUAAUGAAUAGCGAGAUGUCCAGUGAGUACAUUGUGCCUUUCGCGUAUUAUUUAUGCCGUAAUUCAAAUUUGAGAAUAGGGCAAAAUGAUUGAUGCAGAAGUAACGCAAUUGAUUAGUGAGUAUUCUUAUAAUUCUUAUAUUAGGCGACUUUUCAUUUUGCCUUCACUCUAAAAACCUUUGAGUGAGUAAGGUCACGGGCUGUCAAUGAACUAGAAAUGGUCAUUUCGGAUUUUGUCCAAUAACGGUUGUUAUGCGACUGCCGGCAAAAGUUUUAUAUUGAAAGCCAAGGUGCCACCGGACGAUCAUAUCCCGCAACCUGAGCGUUUGGCGGACUUCAACCAUCAAUAAAUGGUUCCACACAAACAACCACAUUCAUGACUACCCAUAUAUACAAACAGGCAUGUGGUUAAAUAUACAACGGGCUCGUGGUCCGGUGAGUAGAGGCGUUGACUUCUAAACCAACAGGUCGCGAGUUCGAGGCUCGGGUGUUCCACACUUCGGGCUUGGGUAUGGCUGGCUGACGACGGCUAAUAAGCCAGAAAUGGCCAUUCCAGUCUCCCUUGUCUUUGUCGGUAAUAUCAUUCUGCCUAUAUAUAUAUGAGAUAACACUGACAAAGACUAGGGAGGUCGGAAUGGCCACUUCUGGUUUAUUAGACGUCAUCAGCCAGUCAUACCCAACCCCAAGUGUGGAACAAUUAAGAUUCGAAUACGGAAUGUCUAGUCGUGGAGUUUGGCACCUUACGAUUGAGCAACGGGCCUGUUUUUCUGUCAUUUGUGAUUGGGAAUAGUAAUGAUGACGGAUGGGCGCUCACCAACCAGGUUACGGAACAUGCGUGUUCCGUUGUGCGCCCACCUGCCAUAAUAUAUAUAUAUAUAUAGGCAGGAUGGUAUUACCGACAAAGACAAGGGUGACUGGAAUGGCCAUUUCUGGCUUAUUAGCCGUCGUCAGCCAGCCAUACCCAAGCCCGAAGUGGGUAUGACUGGCUGGCAACGGCUAAUAAGCCAGAAAUGGCCAUUCCAGUCACCCUUGUCUUUGUCGGUAAUACCAUUCUGCCUAUAUAGCAUGCGCCGCUGUGCGGCUGCUGGUUGGGCUCGAGAGAGAACUCUUAAGGCACAACGGAACGAGUGAGUUCCGUAUGCACGAUCGGUGAGCGCCCCCUACCAUUAUAUAUUUAUAUAUAUGGAAGUACUUAAUACGCUAUCCUCGAUUAUGCUACAUCACAUGCUCAACGCAGAGCCGUCAUAGACAGCUGCACAGCGACUAUUGAUAUUUGCAGAAAGUCAAUCCCGACAGAAAGAGGGGAGACUGUAUUGGUCAUUUCGGGCUAUCAACCGUCAUUAGUUAGCUUCACCCAACCCCCUGUGCCGCAAACGUGUGGUUGGGAAAGGCCGCCUUCCGACGACUGAUAAAGUAUAAAUGGCCGCCCCGGUUUCCCUUAUCUUUGUCGACGCUCAAUUAUCUAACCAGACACACUCCUCCACCAUAACGCACAGCGGCCUGGAUGCGGAGGACGAAGACGGGGUCAGAAAAACUCACGAUAAGCGUUAUUCGCGCUGCUUAGUUUUCGCCGAUACUACAACUAUUGCAGCACAUGAGGGUGCGGUAGCGUGCGGCUACCUGCCAGGCCAGUCACUGCGCCUAAAUUUACCACAACCAGGUAAGGAUCGUGCCUUAGACGGCUGCCAGCUGGCGGUAUAUCUUACUCCUUCUUACAACUUAUAGUCAAACUAAGGAGAUGAUUUCGGAAUGCGGCCUUCAUGUAGUUGCCUCUCAAGUAAAAUCGGAGGCAUACUUUGCGGGAUCCCGGUGCAUGGUCAAGAAGCAGUUCGUACGCCGCACGCUAGACGUACUUCUUAGCUUGUCAGACAUUGCGUUUUAGCCUAUCUCCGACUUCCCUGACUCUGUCUCGCCGCUAGGUUCAGGUGAGUGGGAAGGAGGAUGUACGGCCGGUGGUCUGCACGUCUGCAACCCCCUCCUAUGUUUAAAAUUUUCCGCAAGCCAUUGUCAAAUAUUAACACGCUCUAGAGAACACGGUGCGUGUUGUCUUUUUGUUUAUGUAUGUAUAUAUCCUUGCUCCAGAUUGAGGUUGGACCAUAGAGUUUAUGAUGAUAACUAGUUGUAGGUAUGUAAAGGUAAUCAUCAAUGCCAAUCACGUGCAAGGUGGAAAAAAAGAGGGAUCCCACUUUAGGAGUAAAGACACUUUGACUGUGUGAAUAGUCAUAAUUCCAAUGUGUAAACAGUAGAAAGGGGUUAGAAAUAAAUAAAAACCGACUCCGUUAUUACUAGUACUACUGUCCACAUGAAAAACUGCAGGAAUUUAUAGUGUAGCAGUCUAAACAGAGACAAUGUCUACGUCAUGAUAAGAAAAAUUAAUAAACAAUAUUUUUUAAACUGCAAACAGACUAACAUGUUACCCUCACGGUUUGGUAUUAGGAAGCCCUUCAUUGUUAUUUUCAUGUUAGACUUGCUUUUGUUGACAGUUGUAUAAAUAAUGCAUCAUAUGUGUCUAAUCAUGUUGCUUUGAUUUUACUUAGAUUCUGCAAGGACGGUAAUCGCGCAAGCAAUGCGGACAUGGGAAAGUCUCACAUGUCUCAAAUUCGUAAACUGGCAGCCCCAUCACAAAUCGUACCUUGUCUUCAGAGUUGA
Messenger RNA from Spirometra erinaceieuropaei, 3942 nucleotides. Lineage: Eukaryota; Metazoa; Platyhelminthes; Cestoda; Diphyllobothriidea; Diphyllobothriidae. The record is from the annotation of a GenBank genome assembly.